Molecule: messenger RNA, 2505 nt
Organism: Mizuhopecten yessoensis (Yesso scallop)
Lineage: Eukaryota; Metazoa; Mollusca; Bivalvia; Pectinida; Pectinidae
Product: alpha-1,3-mannosyl-glycoprotein 4-beta-N-acetylglucosaminyltransferase C-like
Exons: 5
Coding region: 134-1600 (488 amino acids)
Biological process (GO): protein N-linked glycosylation
Molecular function (GO): acetylglucosaminyltransferase activity
Source: RefSeq, a predicted model, not a curated record
CUGUGUAACAAUAUAAUUAGAUAGUGUGUUAAUAUCUGCAGCUACAUAAGUUGUAAAAUACACAUUGGAUAUUCGUUUAAUUAUGAACUUUUCCCCUAUGUACUGGAUGCGAUAUCUUCGCUAAUGAUUGGCCAUGUCACCACGUCGAACCAUGAAGAACAGUCGUGGCAUCCAGAAGAUUGGGUUACAGAUAUGUUUACUCGGUGUCGUCAUCAUGCUUAUCAACUAUCAUAUUUUCUACAACAGUGAAGCUGGGAAGCAAAAAUGUAAAUGUGAUGAGAAAGAGACUUGGGCGAGGAACAAGGUGUCCGGGAUGUCUCCAACUUCUGUCCCUGGUUUCAAUUCCGUAUCGGAGCUGACAAUGAAGCUAGGCUUGCAUGUUAAUUUAACGCGGUGGAGCACUUCUUCUGGAUUACCGUUAUAUGGACGUCAUCGACAAAGAAAAAGUAUGCUGACAUUGGGGAUACCUUCAGUAAGACGCCCGAACGGCAGAAACUACAUCAUGGGAACCAUCAAAUCUAUAAUAGACAAUACAAAUGACCAGGAGAAGUCCAGGAUAACAGUUGUCAUAUUUGUAGCCGAUUUCAACGAAACAUGGAACCUUGAAAUGGCUAAUAAACUUUAUACAAACUUUAAAGAUUAUUUUGAUGAAGGAAUGCUGCAAGUUGUUACCGCUCCCAUGUCUAUCUACCCAGAUUUCAAAAUCCAAACAGUUAAAGGAGAACACCAGGACAAUGCACGGCGGACACUUUGGAGGUCUAAACAGAACCUCGAUUUCGCUUUUGUGAUGUUGUAUUCUAAAAACAUAUCCGAAUACUACAUACAGCUAGAGGACGAUGUUGUGUGCGCCCAGCAUUUUGUGAAUGAUAUAGAACAAUUUGUGAAUCAGACAAAACGGUUUUGGAUUUGUUUAGAAUUUACAGAGUUAGGAUUUAUUGGAAAAUUGUUUCGGUCGGUUCACAUUGAAAGAUUAGCACACACCUUAUUAGCUUAUUACGACUCUAAACCUUGUGAUCUUCUUCUAGGUCACGUGUUCCGGAUUUUGGGACAGAAAGCACCAAUCCAUUCGUCGCCAUCUUUAUUCCAGCAUAUGGGGAAAUGGUCAUCGCUACAAAACAAAAUGAUGCCAUCUAUUGAUAAAAAAUUCAAAGGAUUCGGUGAUAAAGCUUUGUCUAUAAUAGAGGUGCCAAAGGGAGAUAAUCCAAAGGCGUCUCUGGUUACAAACAUGAAUUGGGCACAAGGGUUCGGACCGGGACAUGCCUAUAAUCAUUCGUCCUCGUAUUUCUGGGCCACAGACCCACACAGAAGAAGCUUUUUUGAAAUUAUUUAUAGAUGGCCCAUAACUAUAACAAAAAUAAUCAUUUCAACAGGAGAUGUCAGAAAUAGAAAGGACUCACUUGUUGCUGGAAGUUUAAGAGUAAGUGAUGAUGAACCGUGCAAUGCGAAAGGCACACUCCUAGGAAGCUUUGUGGGUGGGGAAUUUGAUUCUGAAAUUCUUGGCAGUAAAAUUCCACCCGGUAUCAAAUGCAUAGCUAUAGUAAUAAAUAACAGCCAAACCGGUUGGUUGAUUAUACGUGAUAUAGCGGUUUUUGUUAAAUAAUGAACGCUAGUAAUGUACAUGUAAUCAUAAAUGUAUUGUCAUGCUUUGAAGUAAUUAGAAUUAUUAUACUUUCAUAUGUAUGUGCCUUCGGACAAAAAAAGUUAAAUCUGUUUUUUUCAUGCCUCGAUAAUCAUUUAAAAACUAUUUUAGAUGCUUAUUAUUAUUUCAAAUGAAACGAAAUGAAAUAGCAUGUCGUUUUAAAAUAACACUCAUUUGUGAGAUAUAACGUGACCAUACAGAACAAGUACCUCACACACUGAGUACUUGGUAUAAAGUAAAAAUUGUAAAUAUUAAAAUUAUCGUAGGAAUAUACUCAUAUUUCAAGAGUGUAGAGUUCACUUCAGUUGCAUUCUACGUGUGCUAGAUUUUAUAGGCCUUUUCAAUGGUUAGAGGACUUUCAACAACAUUGAUUUACGGCUGUUUUUUUAGAUGUCUUACGUGGUUGAAAAUUGGAGUUCGAGAUGAUCAUUUUGACACCAAGUGUCACCUUUUCUAUAUUGAGGUUCUUCUGUAUAAUUUCAGCACCUCAUUGUUUUGAGACAAGUCCCAUAUUUCUUGCUCGUGUCUGUGCUGUUUGUGAUAUUUGCUCUCCUGUAUCUUUAAUUAAUGUUGUUUCGGUAGUACGUGUAUGUCAGUGCUGUGGGUUUUUUGUGUUUUUUUUUACAAUUAACCAUAGUGAUUUCACUUAGAACAAUUCUAUCGACCAACGACGUUGAAAUUGCUCAUUGUUGGUGCAAUAAAAUGACGAUCGCCUUACAUAUACAUGGUACAUUUUUUUGUAUUGUUAAUAUAUUACAACAGGAAUUUAAACUGUUCAUUUGUUUUCUUUGUAACAAAAAUAAAACAAAACGGAGAUCUAUGCAAGACAAAUUAUAUACCGGCUAAAAUAGAAAUAAAAUAUUCUU